UGCAAGGGUUUGUGGGAGAUGCUGAACCGUUUGUUUGCUUUCGAGCUCAUCAGCUAAGGUGGAAAUAAACGCUUAGUUUGAGUCCAUUGUAGGAUAUUUGUUUUGUUAAUAGGAAAUUGUUAAGAACGUAGUAUGUUGUUUAGUAAUGAUGAAGUAUGCUGGCUAACUAAACUAAACAGCUAGCAUUAGCUUGGUUGUUUUGGUUGGCGCGUGAGCCAACAAACCCGAGUCUGUGAUUUAUUUAUUAGUCCAUUUAUUCUUCUUAAACUGUACUGCUUAUUGACGGGAGAAGGGAUAUGACUUUAGCGCCGAAGGAGCUGACCACACUGCUGGGCCUGCUGUCGGAGGAGGCGUGCGCCGGCACCUCGUUCGAGAGCCUCGCGAGCGCCUUCCACCACUGCUUCGGUAAAGCCGAGCACUUCCGGGUGGGUUCCGUGCUCGUGCUGCUCCUGCAGCAUGCCGACCUGCUUCCAGGUUCCGCUCAGCGCCUCGCCGCGCUCUACCUGCUGUGGGAGAUGUACCGAACCGAGCCGCUCGCCUCUAACCCGUUCUGCGCCGUGUUCGCUCACCUACUCAACCCCGGCAAGGACGAGCACGAGCGCCACCUCUCAGGUUUUCUUCCCCCGGUCACUCUUCCUGAGAAGUUUUUCCUCUCCCAGCUGAUGCUCGCUCCUCCUCGGGAGCUCUUCAAGAAAACCCCACGCCAGAUCUCCUGCAUGGAUGUGAGCUCGGCACCGCAGACCAUCGACAUCAGUGGACUCCAGCUUGCUCUUGCCGAGCGUCAGUCGGAGCUUCCCACUCAGAGCAAAGCCAGUUUUCCCAGCCUCCUCAGCGACCCUGACCCUGACUCUUCCCACUCUGGCUUUGACAGCUCCUUAGCCAAUCAGAUCACAGAGUCACUGGUUACAGGGCCACGCCCACCUCUGGAGAGUCAUUUCCGUCCCGAGCUGAUCCGGCCGGCUCCUCCGUUAUUCCAGGCGAGCGAGGCCGAGCUUGCGUGGCUGAGUCCAGCUGAGCCCGAGCACCGUGUGCAGUGGGAUCGCUCCAUGUGUGUCCGCGCUGCCACUGGCCUCGAGACCAAACGCAUCAUGGCUAAAGCCUUCAAGAGCCCGCUCUCAGCAUCUCAGCAGUCUCAGCUGCUGGCUGAGUUGGAGAAAGAUCCAAAGCUGGUGUACCACAUCGGCCUCACCCCUGCUAAACUGCCCGAUCUAGUGGAAAACAACCCACUGGUGGCCAUCGAGAUGCUGCUGAAGCUCAUGUCCUCCAGCCAGAUUACAGAAUAUUUCUCCGUACUGGUCAACAUGGACAUGUCCUUACACUCCAUGGAGGUGGUGAACAGGUUGACGACGGCGGUGGAUCUUCCGCCCGAGUUCAUCCACCUGUAUAUCUCUAACUGCAUCUCAACCUGCGAGCAAAUCAAGGACAAGUACAUGCAGAAUCGGUUAGUGCGCCUAGUGUGCGUUUUUCUUCAGUCACUGAUCCGCAACAAGAUCAUCAACGUGCAGGACCUGUUCAUCGAGGUGCAGGCGUUCUGUAUCGAGUUCAGUCGAAUCCGUGAGGCUGCUGGUCUCUUCCGCCUCCUCAAGACGCUAGAUAACGGAGAGACGCCAGCAGAGGGCAAAGUAGCCAAAUAAAACCUCUCUAAAAAUGGUGAUUGGGACUGAUGUAACCCUGGUGUUGGGUGAACUGGAACUCAGAUAGUCCUGGCCUGAUGAAGCUAAAAAAUUUUGUUUUUCUGUUUGUUUUUUUUAAAGCCAGAGCAAGAUCUGCCAAAACAUGAAUUAAGGCUAGUAAAGAGGGCGCUAAUUAGCCUCAGUUCUGUUUAUGAGGUUUUUAACUUGGCUCCCUAUAAAUUUCUUUGAAAUCAGCCAAGAUCUUGCACUCAGCUCAUCCGGGACCUCGAUCUGAGCUUGGUCUCGACUCUUCGUUAACACUGACACUGAAACAAAAAGGGAGCUUGCUCAUCUGGAUCCCUCAGUAGAAACCUCACACAGCCUUUUUUUUAUUUUCUGGAGAGAUGGAAUAUGUGAUCAAACUGUAACCCUGUACAUUUCUCUAAAGACUUUUCAUGGUCUCAAUCUUUUUUAAAAUAUAUAUAUAUAUAUAUAUAUAUAUAUAUAUAUAUAUAUAUAUAUAUAUAUAUAUUAUCAGAGUCUUUAGAGCCUCUGUGUAAUCAGAAGGAAGUUGAUGGCCUGUGUACAAACUGCCACAGCAGUGACAUACCAUGUUUUUCUUCUAAUGUAUAAGAAAAUAGGGAGGAAAAAAUAAUUAAAUAAAUAAAUAAAUAAAAGCAAAAUAGAGACUCUGUAGACUGACUAAUGAAUGCACUCACAAACAUGUUAUUUGGGCUGUUUUUUCCCCGUUUUCUCAGUUUAUUUUACUGUAACAUAUAUUGUAUGCAUAAAAAUGGUGAAAAUGAAAACCCUAAAUAAUGUGUAUUUUGUCCAUAUUAUAAAUAGUUACAUUUACAUCUGUGUGUCAGUGUAUUUCAGCAGGGUGGUCAUGUCCAGGAAUCAUAGGCCAUAAAUUACUUUCCACUGCAAGAAAUUGUUAUAUUCCUUACAAAAAUAAAACCCACCUGAUGCUAAA
Molecule: messenger RNA, 2589 nt
Organism: Hemibagrus wyckioides
Lineage: Eukaryota; Metazoa; Chordata; Actinopteri; Siluriformes; Bagridae
Gene: cnot11
Product: CCR4-NOT transcription complex, subunit 11
Exons: 7
Coding region: 297-1634 (445 amino acids)
Biological process (GO): negative regulation of translation; mRNA catabolic process
Cellular component (GO): CCR4-NOT complex
Source: RefSeq, a predicted model, not a curated record